This is a messenger RNA of Gossypium arboreum, 711 nucleotides long. Its product is annotated as ERAD-associated E3 ubiquitin-protein ligase HRD1-like. Lineage: Eukaryota; Viridiplantae; Streptophyta; Magnoliopsida; Malvales; Malvaceae. Gene Ontology annotation, molecular function: ubiquitin protein ligase activity. Gene Ontology annotation, cellular component: cytoplasm. The record is from RefSeq and is a predicted model, not a curated record. Bases 1 to 711 code for a protein of 236 amino acids. The transcript has a single exon. Gene Ontology annotation, biological process: protein ubiquitination.
AUGGCUUCGGCUUCAAUUUUGUACCCUUCCGAUGUUAUUUCCCACCAUGUUCACCAUCACGGGUUGAUACAACAGAAACGUCCUUUACCUCCUCGUCACAUCCAAAUCAAAUUAAUCGUAGACAUCAAUCUCCUCCGCCAUGAUCCGAUAAUAGACAAUUACACCAACUGUUUUUCUGUACAACAAACUCUUCGUUUUGGUCUCAACAUUUUGCAAAACCGCAACAACCUUCAUGAACUUCUUGCUUCGGCAUUUACAAGACUCGGAAUCAACAUGCCCUCUGCUUCUUACAAUACCCUCGUUCAAGAAAUCAUGGGAUGUGGACUUGGAAUUGCAAACAGGACAUUUGACAGUGGAUGGUAUUGUAAAGUCAUGUAUUUACAUUCAACCAUACAAGCAUUGUUGGUGGAGUCUGAGAUCAACCAAGAGACUUUGAUGAGUAGAGCUUUGGCGGAAUCGACGUCAGAGUUUGAGAGGAUUAACAAUGGCAUGGUUGCCGCUACCGAAUCAUCGAUCAAGGAGAUGAUAGAAAAAGUUAAAGUAGAAGCUGGAGAUGAAGAAAAGUGCAUGAUAUGUUUGGAAGAAGUGGAGGUCGGAUUUGAAGCUUCUCAGAUGCCAUGUUCUCAUGUCUUUCACGAUGAUUGCAUAAAAAAAUGGCUGAAUCAAAGUCAUUAUUGUCCCAUUUGCCGAUUUGAGAUGCCAGUUGAUUAA